Messenger RNA from Nerophis lumbriciformis (worm pipefish), 779 nucleotides. RefSeq names its product protein YIPF5-like. The record is from RefSeq and is a predicted model, not a curated record. NCBI's taxonomy places the organism in Eukaryota, Metazoa, Chordata, Actinopteri, Syngnathiformes, Syngnathidae. Gene Ontology annotation, biological process: vesicle fusion with Golgi apparatus; endoplasmic reticulum to Golgi vesicle-mediated transport. Gene Ontology annotation, cellular component: membrane; trans-Golgi network.
CCACCGCAGUGCAGAGAAGACCCUCUAUGCCGCACAAUCCAACAGUUUGUGUUUUAGCUCAAGCAGACAGCAUGGGAGACUUCCAGCAGUUGGAGCAGGACUUCUACCAGACCGGGUACUACUUUGACCAGCAUGGCCGCGCCGUGGCCUUGGACUAUGACCAGUCUGCAAGUGAUCUUUAUAGCAACCAUGGACCAGAUGUUCCAGAACCUUCGACGGAGGACUUCUACCAACCUGCUCAGGGCAAAGAAGCACAUGUUCCAGAUGUGGAGCCUCCACUUCUUCAAGAACUCGGCAUCAGUUUUGAUGACAUCUGGCAGAAGACGGUGACGGUGCUGAACCCGUUCAAGCCUGCAGACGGCAGCAUUAUGAACCAAACAGACUUGACGGGUCCCGUUUUAUUUUGUGUGGCACUGGGCUUGACUUUAAUGAUGGCGGGCAAAGUCCAGUUUGCCUACGUGUACGGGAUGAGCGCUAGCGGCUGCAUUGUCAUGUACACCCUGCUGAGUCUGAUGAGCGCUAUGUCCGUGUCUUUUGGCUGUGUGGCCAGCGUCCUGGGCUACUGCCUUCUGCCCAUGGCCGCCCUCUCUGCAUUUGCCGUCGUCUACUCUCUGCAGGGUGUCCUCGGCACAGUUCUGGCUCUGUUGGUGAUCUGUUGGUGCAGUUUCUCAGCCUCCAAGAUUUUCACCUCCACCCUGGCUAUGGACGGCCAGCAGCUGCUGGUGGCCUACCCAUGUGCCCUGCUCUAUGGGCUUUUUGCUUUACUGACAGUGUUCUAG